Myxocyprinus asiaticus (Chinese sucker) is the source of this 3740-nucleotide messenger RNA. RefSeq names its product caspase 7, apoptosis-related cysteine peptidase (gene casp7). The coding region runs from base 131 to 1081 and encodes 316 amino acids. Gene Ontology annotation, cellular component: cytoplasm. Gene Ontology annotation, biological process: apoptotic process; proteolysis. Lineage: Eukaryota; Metazoa; Chordata; Actinopteri; Cypriniformes; Catostomidae. The transcript is spliced from 7 exons. The record is from RefSeq and is a predicted model, not a curated record.
CUCCUGAGUGGCCCUGUUUCUUUAAAGAAAGCAGCACAAUCGGAAACUCAGUUUGGAAGUAGUUUCGUUUUCAGUGUAAGGAUCCAGAGCUGUAACUUGGAAGACCAUCUCUCACAGAACAUAGGCUGAUAUGAACGAAAUAACUGAUAAGGAAACUCUGGUCGCUGAGAGUGAGGUGACAGAGGAGGACCAAGAGAAAUAUGCAGAAGGAGAUGUGACAGAUGCAAAACCUGACCGGAAAGGGAGAUUUAUCCUUUUUGGCAGUAAGAAGGAUGGCAAGGUGCAGGAAAAAAAGCAAUCUUCUGAAAGCCAUUACAGGAUUGUUUCACCAACAUUCCAGUAUAAGAUGAGCCACCAGCGUGUGGGCAAGUGCAUCAUCAUCAACAACAAGAACUUUGAUGAAAAGACAGGGAUGAACGUACGCAAUGGCACAGAUCGUGAUGCAGGAGAGCUGUUUAAAUGCUUUAAAAACUUGGGCUUUGAAGUUUUCAUCUACAAUGACCAGACCUGUAAGAAUAUGGAACGGCUUCUUAAAGAGAUCUCAGAAGAGGACCACAGCGACAGCUCCUGCUUCGCCUGCAUCCUGUUGAGCCACGGCGAGGAGGGCAUGAUUUACGGCACGGAUGGAGCCAUGCCCAUCAAGAGCAUGACCUCACUCUUCAGAGGAGACAUGUGCAAGAGCCUUGUGGGAAAGCCCAAGCUCUUUUUCAUCCAGGCUUGUCGAGGUUCAGAGUUUGAUGAUGGCAUACAGACAGACUCAGGACCGCCCAAUGACACGAUAGAGACAGAUGCCAAUCCAAGACACAAGAUUCCAGUAGAGGCAGAUUUCUUGUUUGCAUACUCUACUGUUCCAGGUUAUUACUCCUGGAGGAAUCCGGGCAGAGGGUCCUGGUUUGUCCAGGCCCUCUGUAAUGUUCUCAAUGAGUUUGGCAAACAACUUGAGAUCAUACAGAUCCUCACACGGGUCAACUACAUGGUGGCCACCAGCUUCGAGUCCUGGUCAGAGGACCCCCGUUUUAGCGAGAAGAAACAAAUACCCUGUGUGGUCUCGAUGUUGACUAAAGAGCUCUACUUCAACUGAUUUGAAUAGUCCAUUUCACAUGCUUUGCUCCAUCUGCCUUUUUUCAGAACACAGAUUUUCUUGCCAAGGAUUUAAAGAAAUAGUUCACCCAAAAAAUGAAAAUUCUGUCAUCAUAUACUCACCUUAAUGUCGCUCCAAACCUGUAUGUCUUUCUUCCGUGGAACACAAAAGGGGAAUUUUUAAAAAGUCAUCUCAGGGUUUAUUUGCCAUAUAAUGAAUAGUAAUUCUGGUCUCCCAAUCUUGAAAAAGGACAAUAGAAGCACAGCAAAAGUAAUCGGAAGAAAGAAAGUCACAUGUUUAGAGUGACAUUAGGUUGAGUAAAUAGUAACAGAAUUUUCAUUUCUGAGUGAACUAUUUCUUAAACAGUAGCACACUUAUAAUUUGUGAUCUUUUUUCACUAAAUAUUAGCCAAAUUGUUAUAAUUUUUUGUCAUUAAUCGCCAUACAGAGGGAAACCUCAAUCUAAUACUUGAUCAAAAUAUUUGUUACAGUCAUUUUAAGCAAGAAAUUGUCAAACGGUGCACAUAUCUGGAUAGCAAGCAGUGAGGGACUGACCACUGACUGACUCACUGACUGACUUCACUUGACCAAUCGGUCACAAAAUUCAGGGAUGACCUAAACCCAGCUGGAAGUGUUGUUGUGUGUGUGUGAAAGCAAUUUUUUACGUUUUAUAUGCUGGGCAUACGGACACCGGAAAAGUUUUUCUCGGUGCUACUUCAUGUUCAAGUUUUGGUGGUUCCAAAACUUCCUUGUUUUAUUCCAGGGAAUGGUGAUGUCACAUAUGAUCUGAUCUUUGUCAACUGGCAGUGUAAAAUAUCCAUGUUGCUUUGCCAACUUUGAAAGUUUGCUGCCAACUUUCUCAAUAAAACGCCAGUGGCUUUAUAUGGCUCAAAGGCGUCUGCUCUUUUGGAAUAUCAAUCUACUAAUAUUAAGUUCCUGCCUUGAUCAGCGUUUCAAAGAUUCAUUUUUGUAGCUGUUAAAAACAGCUGAAAAAUGGAGUGGGGCUUAUCUAUUAUGUUUUAUCUGUUUGUCAGUAUCUCAUCUGUCAUUAAUACUCUUUGAAAAUCCAUAGAAAUGACUGAACCUUAUCACUACAGUAAACUUUAUUUUUCUGUUUUACUUACUAUGCCACCAAAAGCAAUGGUAGUUUUUAAUUGCUUUUCAUCAUAGCUUCAGCCAUGCAGUCUAUGAUUCUUUUUUUAAUUUCCAUAAGUCCUUAAGUUUGGCUAGCAAAGGUACUGAAUGGUUAUUUCACAUUUUUCUGUCACCACUUAUUACAUGUUAAUUCCACCAGCCUUUUUAUAUUAAUAAUUAUAACAGUCAAAGUAUCUUUUGUAUUGCAUUUUCAGCUUUACAAUUCUAAGCCUAAAUGGCUAUUUGUAGGAUUUCAGUUUGGUUUGGCUUGGUUCCUAGUCCAGAAUGCUCUUUAAAGGGGGUCAAAGAAAGGGAUUGAAUGGAAACGGAGUGGCAAAUACUGAAGUAAUGCUGACACCUGCCUGUUUUAGAGGCUAUUCAUUCAUCCCUCACUAGUUAGUUUGUGUUCACCGAAAAAAAUUACCCCCUGUAUUCAAUGUGUAAUUUUAAGCACAGUGUAGCUUUAAAGUUGUCUGAUGUUUUGUAUUGAAUUCAUAGGCAGCUAUAGUACCACUGGUGACCAGUUUAACCAUUUAUCAUCUGUCCCAGCUGACCAGAUCUGCUGUUUCAACUUUAAAGAAAUAGUUCACCCAAAUAUGAAAAUUCUAUAAUUAUUUGACACCUUGUGUGUUGUUAUUUUUUUGUAUGUAACACAAAAGGAAAAAUGUUCAAGAGUCUUCAUGCAGCCGUUAUCUAUACUACAUAGUGACCAUGGCUGUCAAGCUCCAAAAAGGACCAAAAACACCAUUAAAGAAAUAAAAGUAUUCUAUAUGACUUGUGCACUAUAUUUCGGAUCUUCUGAAGCAAUACUAUAGCCUUUUGUGUGGAACAGACUGGAAUUUAGGUAAUAAUUCACAGAAAAAAAUAAAUAAAUUACACUGCAUCUCUCUAGUUGUAGUUAAAAUGAGCUGCUUAAAAAUUCUUUAAAAUUUGUCCUUUUGUGUUCCAUGAAAAAUAACAGCAUACCGGUUUGGAGCAACUUGAGGAUGAGUAAAUACAGAAUUUUCAUUUUUUAAGUGAACUAUUGCUUUAAUGAAAGGCUCUGAUGUGUUGGCUGUGUUUGUGAGCCGGUUGUGUUGGGUUUCGUUGAACACUUUUUUUUUCCUUACAGUUCUUUUUGUAUUUUUCAACCUCAUUUAUAUACUGUAUAUACUAUUCAUCCAAAUCACGCACUGAAUCUUCCAGCCUGUGCACCAACUAAGUGCACCGAUAAGGCUCUCUCCUCUGCAUGGAUUAUUAGUGAAGUGCUCCGACUAUAUAAAAGGAAGUGUUUGCUCCACUUGUUUUGAAAUGGAAUUGAAGGGGGGCAAACACAAUUUUAUAUUUUAUUGUAAAUUAUUUUAAAUGCUUUACAGUGAUAAUAUAAAUGUUUAUUGAAAUCAUUACAAAUUAUUUAAAUGAAAAAAAUAUGAUAAUAUAUGAUAUUUUUGGCACAAAUGCCGUGCAAAUUUUUUUGUAUUGUAGUAGCAUUAUAUUGUACAAAGUGGGGCUGAAUUUUGUUUAAAUUACUUCACAUCAAAUGAAUG